UCGAAUCUAUACUUUAUUAUCUUGCAAAUUUCAAAGAUGAGCUGUCACACAGUUUUUAAUGAAUAUUGUUGUUGUAAAUUUAAAAAUUAAAUAAUAUUUCUUUAGUUAUAGCAGUAUAUAUAAGUAAUAUGAACCCAACAAACAGAACAAGUAUGGAUACUGAAGAAAUGGAAGAGGAGGAAGAUGAAUUUCCCACAGAUCCAAUUGAGGUUUUAAAAAUAUCUGCAAAAACCUUAGAAGGAUCAGCAUUUGGUGCACGCCUACCAUCAGACCAAAUGACUGCACAAGAGGCAUCAUGCUUUCAAGAUAUCAGUCAGGGUACAACUGAUGUUCAGAAGAAAUUUCUAUAUAUAAGGAAUCGAAUCAUCCAACUUUGGUUAAGUCAUCCUAGAGAGGAGCUGAUCAUUGAGAAAGUAAUUCCAAAUAUUGAACCACCUUACAACGACGAUGUGAUUUUGAUGAAAAGAAUCCAUGCGUUUCUCGACAGAUACGGAUCAAUAAACAUCGGUGUUUACAGACUUCUUCGACAGCCACCACAACUAAAAAAUGCACCCAAAAUUAUUGUAAUUGGUGGUGGUGUAUCUGGGUUGACUGCAGCACGCCAACUACAGUCAUUUGGUUUUAAUGUAGUUGUGUUAGAAGCUCGAGAGAGGGUUGGAGGAAGAGUGGCAACCUUUCGACAGGGUCAAUUUAUAGCAGAUCUUGGUGCUAUGGUUGUAACUGGUUUAGGUGGAAAUCCAGUGACUGUGAUUAGCAACCAGGUUGAUGUUAAAUUAACAAAGAUUCGACAGAAAUGUCCAUUGUUUGAAUGUAAUGGACAAAUGGUUCAAAAAGAAAAAGAUGAACUGGUUGAGCGGGAGUUCAACCGAUUGCUUGAAUCAACAUCAUACUUAUCUCAUGUGUUGGGUUUUAAUGCUUUAUUUUCAAAGCCUUUGUCUCUUGGGAAUGCUAUUGAAUUGGUGAUAAAGUUGAUGGAGAAACAAGUCAAAGAAAAGCAGUGUGAACAUACUCGCAAAAUUAUGGAGUUGCAGAAUACUCUGAAAGAAGUCCAGGAUGAGAUGAUGAAAUUGCUGGAGAAAAUUGAACCAGCUCAUUACGAAUGGAACCAAUUGGCACAGAGUAAAAAACCACCGAGAGAUGUCACAGACGAGUUUCAAGUCCGAAGCAAACAACGAGAUUUAUUGGUGCUCUUUCGGGCUUAUGAUUCUCUGGUUGAAAAGCAAAAAGAAUUGGAAACAAAAAUCAAAGAUUAUGAAGAAAACCCACCAAGUGAUGUCUAUCUGUCUUUACGUGACCGACAAAUUCUUGAUUGGCAUCUCGCUAAUCUCGAAUUCGCGAAUGCAACGCCACUCUCUUCGCUUUCUUUAAAACAUUGGGAUCAAGAUGAUGACUUUGAGUUCACAGGUAGUCAUGUGACCGUCAGUAAUGGUUUUUCCUGUGUACCAGCGGCUUUAGCGGAAGGAUUGGACAUCCGGUUAAGUACUGCUGUCCGAAAUGUAAAGUACACUAGACAAGGCGUGGAGGUAGUUGGUGUUUCCAGUAAAAACGGAGUGUCCACAAGCCACACGUUCAAAGCUGAUGCUUUGUUAUGCACCCUUCCUCUGGGUGUUUUAAAACAUACUAACCCUCCUUCGGUUCACUUUCAUCCACCUUUACCAGACUGGAAAACAGGUGCGAUUGAGAGGAUGGGAUUUGGGAAUCUAAAUAAGGUUGUGUUAUGUUUCGAUCGAAUAUUUUGGAAUCCUGGUACGAAUCUCUUUGGUCACGUGGCAAGCACAACAGCCAAUAGAGGGGAGUUAUUUUUAUUUUGGAGUAUCUACAAGGCACCAGUGCUGUUAGCGUUAGUGGCUGGUGAAGCGGCGAAUAAACUUGAAACUUAUCCAGAUGACGUCAUUGUAGGCAGAGCGAUAUCAGUACUAAAGGGUAUAUUUGGAACGAACAAUGUGCCUCAGCCAAAAGAAACAAUUGUUACUCGAUGGAAAUCUGACGAAUGGUCACGUGGUUCAUAUUCUUACGUCGCUACAGGAUCAUCCGGAAAUGAUUACGAUGUCAUGGCCGCCCCCGUUGCGCCGCCUCCUACGCCAGGAAUGCCAAAUUUCCCCGGAUCAAACGCUCCACGCGUUUUCUUUGCGGGAGAGCACACUAUUCGCAAUUAUCCCGCAACAGUUCACGGUGCUCUGUUAAGCGGGUUAAGAGAAGCGGGACGAAUUGCAGAUCAAUUCUUAGGUUUGCCGUACGAUUUGAACAAAUUUUCAACGCAGCAAUCCAGAUAAGCCAAAUAAAGCCAGAUAAAAAUACUUUUUGAAGACGAUAUUAAAAACUAGGGAUGUAAAAACAUUUUUAAAAUUGUAUAAACAUUAUCCGUUUUUAUUUAUUUAAUAAAUUUAUGACAUAUUUUA
This is a messenger RNA of Hydractinia symbiolongicarpus, 2399 nucleotides long. Its product is annotated as lysine-specific histone demethylase 1A-like. Gene Ontology annotation, molecular function: oxidoreductase activity; protein binding; flavin adenine dinucleotide binding. The record is from RefSeq and is a predicted model, not a curated record. Gene Ontology annotation, biological process: regulation of DNA-templated transcription. Gene Ontology annotation, cellular component: nucleus. The transcript is spliced from 15 exons. Bases 129 to 2273 code for a protein of 714 amino acids. Lineage: Eukaryota; Metazoa; Cnidaria; Hydrozoa; Anthoathecata; Hydractiniidae.